AUCUGCGAGUGGAUCUCCAGAAAUUUAACGGAGACAUGGCGUACGCUGAAUAUUCAACAUUUUAUAUCGGAAACGAGGCUUAUAAAUACCAACUCACAGUGUCUGGUUACACAGGAAAUGCAGGUGACAGUUUGGCUCCAAAUAAUGGUAUGAGAUUCAGUACAAAGGACCAAGAUAAUGAUAAAGCUAGUUACAACUGUGCUAUAAAUCAUCACGGAGCAUGGUGGUACAGUGCUUGUACAAACUCAAAUCUUAAAGGGAAAUAUGCACUGUCUGCGGUGACUAGCUAUAAAUGUCCGUAUUGGUAUCGCUGGACAAACGGAUAUAGAGCACUACAAAGGACUGUUAUGAUGAUAAGACACAAAUGCCCGAGUUAAUGGAAAAGCAGUCCUAUAUAAUGAUUUUCUAUAAGAAAUAUAAGGAGCCUACUUUCAAUGACUUAUUUUUGUGUUUUCUAGUGUUUAUAUUCUUUAUUUUGUGAUGGAAAAUAAUCUUGUUUUUUUUUAUGAGAACGAUAUAGUAAAACACGCCCA
This is a messenger RNA of Saccostrea cuccullata (small rock oyster), 533 nucleotides long. RefSeq names its product ficolin-1-like. The record is from RefSeq and is a predicted model, not a curated record. The transcript is spliced from 2 exons. Bases 36 to 377 code for a protein of 113 amino acids. NCBI's taxonomy places the organism in Eukaryota, Metazoa, Mollusca, Bivalvia, Ostreida, Ostreidae.